Messenger RNA from Magallana angulata, 1683 nucleotides. RefSeq names its product innexin unc-9-like. The coding region runs from base 24 to 1442 and encodes 472 amino acids. The transcript is spliced from 3 exons. NCBI's taxonomy places the organism in Eukaryota, Metazoa, Mollusca, Bivalvia, Ostreida, Ostreidae. The record is from RefSeq and is a predicted model, not a curated record.
AACAUAUCAAAUCUAUGUAAUCGAUGCUCUUACAAUCGCUGUUUUAUUUAUCGACACAAUUUCAGGCGAUCUGUAGCAUAACUUAUGGCAAUUAUUUUUUGGAGAUUUAUUUCAAGCUAGGAGAAUAUUCAACUAUGCCCUACGUGACUUUCUUAGAUUCCAUUCUCGGACCAAUAGGUCUGUAUGAGGGACUCCGAUCAGUAAGAGACGACAACUUCAUAGACCGCAUGUCCUAUUACUACACCAACAUGUUCCUGCUUUUCUUCACGGUCCUCGUAUCAACAGAGGACUUUGUAGAACCCAUACACUGCUGGAGCCCCGAGGAGUUCACGGACUCAGAAAGAUAUUACACGCUACAACUGUGCUGGAUAUCAAACACAUAUCGUGUACCAUUUUCAGAGCCUAUCCCCCCUCAGUUUGAACCACGUGGCAAUGAUGAAGUGACGUAUUAUCAAUGGGUUCCAUUAAUCCUUCUACUUAUGGCAGCAUGUUUCACGAUUCCGCGGCAAGUGUGGAAAUAUUGCUCUCAAAGGUCGGGAAUCGGAAUAAAAAAGAUGUUGUCAUUGGUAGAUGAAUCGGUUAAAGACGUGCCGAGUGUCCGAGAGAAGAAAAUAAAUAUGAUAGCUGAAUAUAUAGACUGUUGGUGCACAAACAUGAAACCGUUUCGAAGUGGAAUGUACUCUGGAAUACGUGAAAGAUACGGACGAUUUUGCAGUGUUGGCUUUGGGCGUCAUUAUGGAAACUAUCUUGUAACUUUGUGUGUUUUUGUGAAAUUUCUUUAUUUUGGAAAUGCGAUAGCUCAGCUGUAUUUUUUGAACGAGUUUCUUGGCGGAAAAGACUUUUGGAUAUAUGGAUAUGAAGUCAUAUACAAGGUCAUACUGGAACAUAAUUGGGGCCAGUCCUCAAGGUUUCCCAAAGUCACGCUUUGCGAUUUUGAUUUACGACAACUGGAAAACGUUCAGAGAUGGACGUUACAGUGUGUUCUUCCGGUCAACAUGUACAACGAAAAAAUAUUUAUUUUUCUGUGGUUUUGGCUUUCAUUAGUUGCGUUUUUAAGUUUUUGUAAUUUAAUUUACAGUUUGUUUUUAGUCGUAUACCCUCGCCAGAAAACAACAUUUGCGAAGAAAUAUCUCAAAAUGGAAAAUGUUUACGACAAAGGAAAUUUUCUCUCACGAAAAAUGGUCCGGAAGUUUGCGGACACUCAUUUACGACAGGAUGGAAUCUUUCUACUGAAGUUGAUAGCUUUCAAUACGAACACUGUGUUUGUCUCUAAGAUCAUUAACAUAUUGUGGGAAAAGUAUCGCGAACGCGUGCAUGAAGUUGGUCGGACUGUCGAAAACGAGUUUUAUGAGGGAAGACGAACCACCAUACGGUAUAUACCGGAACCGAACUACGGCCACGUCACAGAUGGUUUUCGAGAAAAAGAGGUAAAAGGUUCUUAGAAUACUAAGUACUAGAUACUCGCUUCUUGUAUCUGGGUGUAUCUGAUACCGUAUUUAUUCUCACUAAUAAUGUAUACACAUGUAUCAGUAUCACAUCAAUUUUUAACACAUCUAUUCAUUUGUCCGUUAAACUAUAAUAUUUAUGGAAAAAACAUGCAAAUCAUUGUCUGUAAAUGUAUAUUAACUUUAUGAAGAUGUAUGUUGAUGUAAAUAAAAGGUUUUUGUUAAUCAUUACCAUUAU